Molecule: messenger RNA, 970 nt
Organism: Hevea brasiliensis (rubber tree)
Lineage: Eukaryota; Viridiplantae; Streptophyta; Magnoliopsida; Malpighiales; Euphorbiaceae
Product: calmodulin-like protein 30
Exons: 1
Coding region: 118-690 (190 amino acids)
Molecular function (GO): calcium ion binding
Source: RefSeq, a predicted model, not a curated record
UAAAGGAAAUCAGAAGCUUAUAUAUAAGUGGGAAUUUUGGUUUCUUGAAUCCAUGCAAAGUCUGCUUUUAAUUUCUACAAAUACUAUAGCAAGAAGUAGUCAUCAUCACCCAAGAAAAUGUCGUCAAAAAAUUUCAGUUUUCUCAGUUUCCAUGGCCUAUCAAAAAAAACCUCAUCAGUAAAACCAGUCCACUCAAGAAUCUACAGAGAAAAACAAAUCUCUAAUGUUAGUGUGUCACCAAAAUCUUUCCAACCAAAUGAAGAAGAGAUGAAAUGGGUGUUUUCCAAAUUUGACACCAACAAAGAUAGCAAGAUUUCACGUCAAGAGUACAAGUCAGCCGUAAGGAGCUUGGGCAAGGGAAUGGACGAAGCUGAAAUGGCCAAGUCAUUUGAGGCUACUGAUACAGAUGGGGAUGGCUUCAUAGAUUUCAAGGAGUUCAUGGUGAUGAUGAAUAACGUGGGAGAUGGAGUGAAGACUAGUGAUAUUCAAAGUGCGUUUCAAGCUUUUGAUUUGGAUGGAGAUGGGAAAAUAAGUGCAGAGGAAUUAAUGCAAGUCUUGAAGAAGAUGGGAGAGAGAACUAGCUUGGAUGCUUGUCGAAAAAUGAUAAGAGGUGUAGAUACCAAUGGUGAUGGCUUGAUCAACAUAGAUGAAUUCAUGAACAUGAUGACCCGUACCAUGAAAUCUUCCUAGAGGUAGAAAACUUUUUAUUGAUCUUAGAAUGAUUAUAUGCUUAAUGGCAUUUAAUUAAGUUGAUCAUCCAUGUCAGAAUUUGGAAAUUCACAAUUGUCACCUUUAUGAUUUGGCUCUACAAUUCGAAUCACAAUGAGAAAGAAGUAAAUGGGCAAGCCAGUUGACUUAUUCUGAAUCGCUAUAGAGUGAAAUAGCCUUUUUCUUUAAUUUCUAGGGCAUGAGUGCUUAUGUUUGUUGAAACGAGUCAAAGAAGAAUAUCUCUAAUUUGCCUUGAUUCUAA